GUGGGACGCAAUUUUCUUCUUCUUCCUUCUCCCUCCGCCGUUUGCAGUUGCUUAACACUUCAACUCCGGCGGCGAAGCUAUUCAGAACCAUUUUUCUGUCGGUUGCUUAUGGUUUCUGUAGGUUCGAAAGCUCUACCAUCAAGAAGAUCCAAAGACAGUAUCUUUGUGGAAGAUAGCUUUAUGGGUGAAGAAGAUAAGUCACAUAAACAUAGCAGAAAGAAAAAGGGCAUGGGGAGGAAGCCCAAGAAGGGGAGUUUUGGUUUUGAUGGAGAUGGUUCUAACAUGAAUGUAUCUGGACGUGGGGUUGAUGGGACAGCAAAAUCCAAAAAGUAUGUCAAGCAUCAAAGUACUUCGGACACAAAAUCACCUCUUGUCAGGAAACAGAUUGAUCCUGAAACAACAAAAUACUUCAUGGAGAUCACAAAUCUUUUUGAAAGCAAUGGGGUUGACUUGGAGGAAAGGUCGGUUAUAUGUGGUAAUGCUCUUGAAGAAACCCGUGGGAAAGAAUUAGAACUUGCAACUGAUUAUAUCCUAAGCCAUACCAUGCAAACACUACUUGAGGGCUGUGAUGUGGACCACCUUUGUGGCUUCCUCCGAGGUUGUGCUAAGGUCUUUCCUGCUAUUGCAAUGGACAGAGCUGGUUCUCAUGUGGCUGAGACAGCUCUUAAGUCGUUGGCUAUGCAUCUUCAGGACUCAGAGACCUACUCAGUUAUUGAAGAGACACUGAGUAUGAUAUGCAAGGUGAUUGUAGGUAACCCCAUUGAUGUCAUGUGUAACUGCUAUGGAUCUCAUGUUCUUCGGAGACUUCUUUCUCUUUGUAAAGGAGUACCAGGGGAUUCCUCAGAGGUUCAUGGAGCAAAGGCAUCAACGAUACUAGCAGAGCGGUUGAAUUCUAAGACAUCUCAAUUGGAUGGGAAUGAUUCACAGAAUCUUCAUCAAGGAUUUCCAGACUUACUUAAACUCCUAGUAUCAGGGAUGAUAAACUGUACAAGAAAAGACAUUGAUUCCAUUGUAUUUGAUCAGUACAGCAGUUUGGUUCUGCAGGCAUGUCUUGACUUUGCCCUAUUAUUUUACUACAUUUUCAUUGUUCGGAACAAUGUAGUCUAUCUUUUGGCACCUUUUUCUUGGCAGACAACUCUAAAGUUAUUAGCAGGGGAUGAUGAAGAGUUACUGCAGAUAAUUCCAGUUCUUCUUGGCUGCAACACAGAAAAUACAGUAGAAGGAAACCUAAUUGAAAUGUCCAUUGUCAAUGACCUUAUAGAGUCGAUGCAAGAAACUGCAUAUAGCCAUUUAAUGGAGGUAAUUUUGGAAGUAGCACCCAAAAGCUUGUACAAUGAGAUGUUCACAAAAGUUUUCAGGAAUUCAUUAUUUAAGCUAUCAUCCCAUCAUUGUGGAAACUUUGUUGUUCAAGCACUACUUUCUCAUACCAGAGAAAAGGAUCAAAUGGAGUUCAUAUGGGAGGAACUUGGCCAAAAAUUUGGUGACCUUCUUGGAAUGGGGAGGCCAGGAGUUAUUGCUUCUUUGAUUGCUGCAUGUCAAAGGCUUAAUACGCAUCAACAAAAGUGUUGUCAGGCACUUGCAGAGGCAGUCAGUUCAAAGGAUGGAUCUCCGAAAUUUAUAGUUCCUCGACUUCUGUUUCUUGAUAGUUACUUCAAUUGUGAAGAUAAGUCCAAUUGGAAUUGGACAAGUGGUGUCAAGAUGCAUAUCAUAGGUUCCUUGAUUCUCCAGGCUAUUUUUAAAUUUGAAAAUGAAUACAUACAGCCUUAUAUCAUGAGCAUUACAUCCAUGGAAUCUGAACAUGUCCUUGAAGCAGCUAAAGAUGCUGGAGGGGCACGUGUCAUUGAAGCUUUUCUUGAUUCAAAUGGUUCAGUGAAACAGAAGCGAAGAUUAGUGGUGAAGUUACGUGGAAAUUUUGGUGAGCUUGCUAUGCAUCCGUCUGGUUCAUUUACCAUAGAAAGAUGCUUCACCAUCAGUAACAUGUCCCUGAAGGAAUCCAUAGUAUCCGAGCUAGUAGCUUUGCGAACUGAACUCUCCAAGACAAGACAAGGGCCUUUUCUUCUAAGGAAAUUAGAUGUUGAUGGAUAUGCUGCCAAACCUGAUCAUUGGAGGUCAAGAUUAGAAGCAAAACAAUCAGCUUACAAAGAAUUCUACUCAACUUUUGGCGCUGCUGAAGACAAAACAUCCAAAGAGGAUACAUUCCUAUCUGAUGCUUAUAAGCGUUCACAGACAAAAGAAUUGAACAACAUGAGGAAAGAGAUAGAUGAUCGCCUCACUUCUACUGCACCUUCUCUGGGUGUUUCAGAGAAAAACAAGAAAUCAAAGAAGAGAAAGGAUGUUCAGUCCGAGGAUGCUAGUGGGUCCAGUAAGAUGACAGAAAAUGCUGUCAGCAACUUUUUAUCCAGUGAUCGGAGGGAUAAAAAACGACAUGGAAAGGAUAGGCGAUUCAAUGCUUACAAGAAAAUGAAAGCUUGAAAGUGUAAAUGCUGUCAGCAACUUCUUAUCCGGUGAUCAGAAGGACAAAAAACCACGAGGAAAGGAUAGGCCAUUUAAUGCUUCUAAGAAAAAUGAAAGCUUGAAAAUGUGAAUGCCUUGGACCGUUUAAUGAUUUACAGAUACCAUGAGACCUUGACCGAAAUGGCGUUCCUGAAGAUACCUGACUCAAGCUGCAUAACUGGAGGAAAUAUGUUAUGUUUUGUGUUUCUGCUCUUGUUCUUUUUGUUGCCAUUAGUUUUUCUUGUUACAUCGAGUAUUUUGUUUAAGAUGGAAUGUACCAAUACCUUUCUAGCAUAGAGAUCAGAACUAUCUUUUUACUUAAAAAAACAAUAUAAAUUUACAAUUUAA
This is a messenger RNA of Rubroshorea leprosula, 2841 nucleotides long. The record is from the annotation of a GenBank genome assembly. Lineage: Eukaryota; Viridiplantae; Streptophyta; Magnoliopsida; Malvales; Dipterocarpaceae.